AUGGUGAUAGCGCAGAGUCUACCGCUAAACGGGCGCAGUGCUCAAUUCAGUGCCGUACCACACCAGAGCAAAGCAGCCUACGCGUUUCGGGUCCAGACUCUCAGAUAUCUUGCCCCUACGCUCACAGAUAAUACAUCGGUGUACAUAGACGACUCAGUGGCAACCCUACGGAUGCGACAUCUUGGCCGGAGCGUUAUCGCGGGAGGUUUCUUGUCGACAAAGUUUCGCGAGGGCUUCAGCGCAGGCAGGCUUGGCGCGUACGACGAUACGAUCAGCACGAUAUCCUCGAGCAGCUUUUCCUGCAUCUCUCUUCCUAGGGUGAAACUUGUGAUACGGCCAACGCUCCCCAAAGAUACCCUCUCCUUACCAGCUCCCUUUCUCUUACUCCCCUGUGUCAAGAAAUGCCCUAUCUUCGCAUUCGCCGUUCUCCCGACAUCAGACACUCUGCACGUCUCUGAAACUCGGUACGCUCUCCUUUGGUGA
Messenger RNA from Peniophora sp. CBMAI 1063, 483 nucleotides. Lineage: Eukaryota; Fungi; Basidiomycota; Agaricomycetes; Russulales; Peniophoraceae. The record is from the annotation of a GenBank genome assembly.